CUCAGCGUGUCCCUUCUCGGGCACUCGGUGGUCUUCAACGCCGCCUGCGCUUCGGUUGUGUACCUGCUGCCUUCCGACCCGGCGCCAUUACCAGGAACGACUUCCACGCGCUUCCACGAGCGCUGGCUUGUCGCCCUCGACUACAUGGCUGUGGCGACCCUGGCGAUUCCGUUGGCUCUGGUGUUUCUGGCCACGGCCUGCCUGUUCAGCUUGUCCAAGAGCCCGCUCAAGAACGUCAUUCCCAAGGGGGACGUUAUCCUCGACGACUACACUCAGUUUGCGCGAGUGGACAACGUGGAGCUGAGGCCCUUCACCUGGGUUUUCGACGGCAGCCCCGCUUCACAGCUCGCGCAGCGGAGAAGACCAGGGCGUCCCAGAACCCCUCUCUCGUCGCGUGGGACCGACCUGCCUUUCCUUCCGCCGAGGUUUACGUUCUGUCGCGGUCAGAGCGUCGGCGGUAUCGGUACUUGCGAGCACCUGGCCGUGGCGGGUACAUCGAGGCGCCGGGACGGGCGGAACUGCUCGACCGGCGGGCUGACGGGCGUCGCGCCGCUGCAGACGAGGGCGUCGUCCCGCGAGGGCUGCUGCUGCUCCCUCUCGAGCGGCGACGAGGACUUCGAGACCGCGGACAGCUUCUUCACGGACUGCUUUGACGAAGUUCCGCGCAAUUCUGUUCAGGCUGUGGCAGGGCUGCCCGACGUUGGUAACACGGAAAGAUCCUCUAGGUAUUUUAAAUAA
Messenger RNA from Ixodes scapularis (black-legged tick), 738 nucleotides. RefSeq lists its product as uncharacterized. The record is from RefSeq and is a predicted model, not a curated record. Bases 145 to 738 code for a protein of 197 amino acids. The transcript is spliced from 4 exons. NCBI's taxonomy places the organism in Eukaryota, Metazoa, Arthropoda, Arachnida, Ixodida, Ixodidae.